Messenger RNA from Peronospora matthiolae, 1071 nucleotides. NCBI's taxonomy places the organism in Eukaryota, Oomycota, Peronosporomycetes, Peronosporales, Peronosporaceae. The record is from the annotation of a GenBank genome assembly.
AUGAAUAUGUUGGAUGAUGAAGAUGACCAAAGCUUUCACGCUACGCGUGACGGCUACUCCCAUUUGAGCGAUGUCGAAUGGGAUGCGGUUGAACGAAUGGGUUCGACCAUGGGCAUCCAUGCUGUUAGCGUCAUGCUAGAGGCUCUCAAUAGAGAUGCCCAACAUGCUACUAUCGCCAAGUUCAUUCAAAAUGAACUUGACGCAGAACGCGAGAAAGUAGCCUUGCUUCACCAACAAGGUUCUCAACAAGCAGAGUUGUUGAGAGAACAAGGUGCUCAACAGUUUGAACUGUUGAGACAGCAGCAGGCUGCUGCUGGCGGGUCGAUGCACUCGCGUCGGCCCGAGACUUUGAAGAUUGACAUCUCAAAGGCGCGUCGCAUCGACGACGGGGAUAUGCAAGUUGCAUUUGCCCAGUCAAAUCUGGCAGGACGUGCCAAGACUUGGGCACUGGGGCUCAAGCUGCACGACCCAUAUGCGUUUGGGUCGUUGGAAGUCUUCAAGUCGCGGCUCAGACAAACGUUUGAACCGCCUAGAGCUGAGUUCAGAGCUCGAACUGAACUCUUCAAGCUCAAACAAGGUAAGCGUGAUGUGCACGCUUACGCGCAACAAAUACGAUAUCUCACGAGUUGUAUAAGUUCCAAUCCGGUGGAUGAACACACGUUGGUUUCGGUGUUCAUGAAAGGUCUUGCGAAUGGUCCCGUCAAGACUCACCUGUUCCGACUUGAGCUAGAUUCACUAGAACAAGCCAUUUCCAUUGCGGAACAGGAAGACUUCAGUCUGAGACAGGCUCGCGCCAGCUCGACAUCAUAUCGUCAACCGAGACGAUAUGACAACGGAGGUCCAGAGCCGAUGGAACUCUGUUAUGUAGAGAGCGAGAAGGCUCGCUCUACAGGCUACAAGAAGUUGCAGAAAUGCAACAGAUGUCAAAAGACAGGACACUACGCUUACGAGUGUAGUGCCCCUCGUCUAGUGUCUCGCAACACUGGUCGUAAUGACCGUCCACCCCCGAGAAAGGGGAAGGGACGCGGGUCCGCUGUUGGUGCAAAGAUGCAACAACGGGAUGGACUGUAA